This is a messenger RNA of Felis catus (domestic cat), 1924 nucleotides long. It is a transcript of the gene CDT1, whose product is annotated as chromatin licensing and DNA replication factor 1. The coding region runs from base 131 to 1753 and encodes 540 amino acids. Lineage: Eukaryota; Metazoa; Chordata; Mammalia; Carnivora; Felidae. Gene Ontology annotation, cellular component: nucleus. The record is from RefSeq and is a predicted model, not a curated record. Gene Ontology annotation, molecular function: DNA binding; DNA polymerase binding. The transcript is spliced from 10 exons. Gene Ontology annotation, biological process: regulation of DNA-templated DNA replication initiation; mitotic cell cycle; DNA replication preinitiation complex assembly.
GCCCGCGGAGGGGCGGGGCCACGCGCGGCGGGAAAAUCGGCGCGGAGCGCGGCCCCUCUUCCGGCCCCGGACUGUACUCUGCUCGGUCUAGGUCCCGCCGGGUCCGCGGCCCCCGGCCCUGGGUCCCGCCAUGGCACAGCCCCGUCUCACCGACUUCUUCGCGCGCCGCCGCCCCGGGCCCCGCGCCGCGCCGCCGCGGGCCAAGCCGGCCUGGCGCACCCCGAGCCCCGCCAAGCCGGCACCCCCCACCCCUGCCCGGACCCCGGGAGGCAGCCGCAAGCGCGCCCGUCCGCCCGCCGAGCCCACGCGCGACCACCCCGCGCCGCCCGCGCGCAGGCGGCUGCGGCUACCGGCCGACACGGUCUCGAGCCCCAGUGCCCUGGCUGCCCCAGGCUCCCCAGAGGAGGCCACUCUCUCAGCAGGUCAGCUGCCCUGCUUGGCAGCCCAGGAGGACAAGGCCUCCUCAAAAGUCACACUUUCUGAACUCAAGUCGUGCCUACAGCGGGCACGGGAGCUAGGGGCCCGGGCCCAGGAGCUGAAAGCAAGUGCCCAGAGGAAGGAUGCUGGGGAACCCUGUGUGUUGGAGGACCAGGGGCAGCCAGCAGGGCCAUGCGGACAGAAGGCACCCGCCUACCAGCGCUUCCACGCCUUGGCCCAGCCGGGGCCCCCGGGGCUUGUGCUGCCCUACAAGUACCAGGUGCUGGCCGAGAUGUUCCGCAGCAUGGACACCAUUGUGGGCAUGCUCUACAACCGCUCCGAGACCGCGACCUUUGCCAAGGUUAAGCAGGGCGUCCAGGACAUGAUGCGCAAGCGCUUUGAGGAGCGCAACGUGGGCCAGAUCAGAACCGUGUACCCCGCUUCUUACCGCUUCCGCCAGGAGCGCAACGUCCCCACCUUCAAGGACGGCGUCAAGAGGUCCGAUUACCAGCUUACCAUUGAGCCGCUGCUAGACCAGGAGGCUGGCGGCACGGCUCCCCAGCUCACGGCCUCGCACCUCCUGCGGCGCAGACAGGUCUUCGGCCAGAAUCUGGUGGAGCGCGUCCGGGAGCACCACAGGGCCUUCCUCGCCUCCCUGAACCCGCCCAUGGUGGUGCCUGAGGACCAGCUGACACGUUGGCACCCCCACUUCAAUGUGGACGAAGUGCCUGACAUCGAGCCGGCUGAGCUGCCCCAGCCCCCCACCACGGAGAAGCUGGCCACCGCCCAGGAGGUGCUGGCCCGUGCCCGCAGCCUGAUGUCACCCAGGAUGCAAAAGGCCCUGAGUGACCUGGCUCUGCGUACGGCCAAGUCCGGCAGCCCCGGGUCCCCCGGCCCUGCCCUGCCGGCCACCCCGCCGGCCACCCCGCCUGCCGCCCUGAAGGGGGUGUCCCAGGACCUGCUGGAGCGGAUCCGCUGCAAGCAGGCGCAGAAGCAGCUGGCGCAGAUGACGCGGCAGCCGGAGCAGGAGCGGCGGCUGCAGCGGCUGGAGCGGCUGCCCGAGCUGGCCCGCGUGCUGCGUGGCGUCUUCGUGUCGGAGCGCAAGCCCGCCCUCACCAUGGAGGUGGCCUGCGCCAGGAUGGCGGGCAGCUACCGUGCGGCCCUGAGCCCUGGGGAGAUGGAGAAACACGUACAGCUGCUCUCUGAACUGCUGCCCGACUGGCUCAGCCUCCACCACGUCCGCACCGACACCUAUGUCAAGCUGGACAAGGCUGCUGACCUGGCAGGUGUCCUCGCCCGGCUGGCCCACGUUGCCCGUGCCGAGGCGGCACUGUGAGUCUCGCGGGCCUGGGCUUAGGUCCUUGGCCUGCCGUGUCUCUUUUAUUCCCUUUAGGAACACAAUGCACUUUUCUCCCCCUCCUAACUCCCCACCAGGGUCCCUGGCCAGUGCAGGUGGUGGGCCCACCCUCUUGCAGAAUAUUGUCAUUAAACUGGUUUCUGUUGGUGA